This is a messenger RNA of Bradysia coprophila, 1323 nucleotides long. Its product is annotated as putative isoaspartyl peptidase/L-asparaginase CG7860. Gene Ontology annotation, molecular function: asparaginase activity. The record is from RefSeq and is a predicted model, not a curated record. Lineage: Eukaryota; Metazoa; Arthropoda; Insecta; Diptera; Sciaridae. Gene Ontology annotation, cellular component: cytoplasm.
UCAGUUAUUUUUCGAAAAGCGUAGUUCGGGACAUCAUUUUCGUGAACGUAGGUGCCAUCUCAUUGUAAGCUCUUAGUUUGAGCACAUUGGGCGAUCAAUCGUUAGUGCUGACCUGUUGAGCAACCAUUCUACUGAAGGGUUGUUAAUAUAAACUGCUGCUCAAGUAUUUGUCAUUGAAUUCGUAAAAACAUGGUUAACCGAAUUACAAAUGGUUCGAAUACAAACGGUACUACAAAUGGAACGAAAAUUCAUCAUCCCACUGUUGUUAUUCAUGGUGGUUCUGGUGAUGUACCGGAAUGGCGGGUUCCACUGAAAAUCAACGGUGUCAAAAAUGCUGCCGUAGCUGCAUAUAAAGUACUGUCGGCUGGUGGCCAUGCUGUUGAUGCUGUCGAGGCAGCACUGCGUAGUAUGGAAAAUGAUGAAUAUUUGAAUGCAGGUUAUGGCUCGGUACUGAAUUUGGACGGCGAUAUUGAAAUGGACGCUAGUAUUAUGAACGGAGAGAAUCUCAAAGCCGGCUGCAUUAGCCUUGUUCACGAUAUCCAGCAUCCGAUAUCACUAGCCCGACGUGUCAUGGAAAAAUCGAACAAAGACUGGAGCAGUCCUUGCUUUUUCGCUGCUCAUGGAGCCAUGAACUUUGCCAAGGAAAACGAUUUCGAAAUUUUACCACCGGGUGCUCUAGUCACGAACUUUGCUAAAGAAUCGUUAAUAGCAUACAAGGCAUACAAAGCAACGGAAGCAAAACAAAAGAAAAACUUCGGUGAAGUGGGCACGGUUGGUGCUGUUGCUUUGGAUGUUAACGGAAAUAUAGCGGCAGCAACGACAACAGGCGGUAUGACAGGUAAAAUUCCGGGUCGUAUUGGUGAUACGCCUCAAAUCGGUUCGGGUACGUAUGCAGACAACAAAGUCGGCGGUACUUCAUCUACAGGAACCGGUGAGGUAAUUAUGAGAUACAAUUUGGCUGCAAAUGUUAUGAAACGAAUGGAAUGGUUGGGGAAAGAUGCACAAACGGCUACAGAGGAGUCGAUCAUAGAAAUGACAGAUAAACUGAUUGAAACUGGUGGUUCGAUCACGAUCGAUAAACAUGGAUCCGUUGGAAUUUACUUUAGUUCGAAUAUAAUGCCGUGGGCCAAGUUGAAAGACGGCGUUUUAAGCUAUGGAACCAAAAUUGGUGACAACUUCCAGGAAAUCAUGGAUAAAUGAUAACAUGAAUAUGAACUGAGUCUGUUGACUAUCUCAAACAAUAGAAUUUCUAAGUAUGAAAGCAUUUACAGCCAAAAAAAAUAAAUAAAAGUCUAAGCCAAUCUCAAUUUUACAGAAAAUUAC